Helobdella robusta is the source of this 348-nucleotide messenger RNA. RefSeq lists its product as hypothetical. Gene Ontology annotation, cellular component: catalytic step 2 spliceosome; U2 snRNP; precatalytic spliceosome. The annotation marks the transcript as partial. Gene Ontology annotation, biological process: mRNA splicing, via spliceosome. The record is from RefSeq and is a predicted model, not a curated record. Gene Ontology annotation, molecular function: RNA binding. NCBI's taxonomy places the organism in Eukaryota, Metazoa, Annelida, Clitellata, Rhynchobdellida, Glossiphoniidae. The transcript has 3 exons.
GUUAGAUUACCACCAGAGGUCAAUAGAAUUUUGUUUAUAAAAAAUCUCCCUUACAAAAUUACAGCAGAAGAAAUGUACGAUAUUUUUGGAAAAUAUGGAGCCAUCAGACAAAUUAGAGUAGGUAACACAACCGAGACUAAGGGAACUGCAUUCGUCAUAUAUGAAGAUAUAUUUGAUGCUAAGAAUGCCUGUGAUCAUUUAUCUGGCUUUAAUGUCUGCAACAGAUAUUUAGUGGUCCUGUAUUACCAGCCAAACAAACAAUAUAAAAAGACAGAUGUGCAGAAGAAAGCAGAAGAACUUGAUAACAUGAAAGAAAAAUAUGGAUUGAGCACACCAGAAUUUAAAUAA